GGCGGGGCCUGGGGCUCGAACACUCGAACCCCAAUCCCCAGGCCAGUCAGCCACAGACAUCGCCAGGCCGGGUAGAACAGAGGCCACGCAUCCACGCGCUCCUACCGCGGCAUCACAGAGGACGCUGGGCAACAGCGAAUAUUCGCCAGUGUGUGCGUGUGUGUGUUUGAGUGGAAGUCGCUGUCAUGAUCGCAGCCAACUUGGUGGCACUGCCGCUGCUGCUGCUGACACUGGCCUUCCCGGUCGAGGGAAGGGAGGACGCCGCCAAGAGGCAGCGGGACGCCAAGAUGCGACUCUUGGACGCCACGAACCGACUGAUCUUGCAGCGUCCGUCGGGCUGGUCGCCGCCGCCGUGGCCCGGGCAGUGGGAGUGGCCGCACUGGACGCCCGACCAGCACCACCAGGCCGACCACUGGGACGCCUCACAGUUCGCGGACCUCGAGCACUUGCAGCACUCUUACCAGCCGGACCCCGAGCUGCUGCUCGAAGUGCAGCCCGAGGAGCCCCCGAGCGCGUUUCCGGGCGCCCACGCCACUUCCGGUGUGGUGGGAGCCCUUCCGAGGCCCCUCGGCCACUCGACCGGGGACCAGAAGCUGGAGCUGAGCCUGGGGCCGUGCGUGCUGCAGCUGUACGAGCCGUGCACGGACAGCGGCAGCAUCAUCUUCUACCUGUUCAGCUCGGUGGACGGCAGGCCGGCCGUGCUCUCCGUCACCGACCCCAGGCUGCCGGCCGACUUCGACGAGGACCUGCCGACCAAGGUGCUGAUCCACGGCUUCGCCGGUAGCGUCGACUUCAACUUCACGUCGUCGGUGCGACAAGCCUACCUGCUCCGCGGCGGCUACAACGUGCUGGUGGUGGACUGGGGCCGCCUCACGCACCUGCCGUGCUACGCCAGCUCCGUCGUCAACACGUGGCAGGUGGCUCGGUGCACGGGGCAGCUGCUGGCGCGGCUCGGCCAGGCGUCGCCGUCGCUGCGGCCGCCGCAUCUGCACGUCGUCGGCUUCUCGCUGGGCGCCCACAUCGCGGCCUUCGUCAGCGACGAGCUCGUGGCCCGCACCGGCCAGCGCGUGGGCCGCAUCACAGGUUUGGACCCCGCGCUGCCGGCGUUCGCGUCGCUGGCGCCGUCCUGGAAGCUGGACCCGGGCGACGCCGACUUCGUGGACGUGGUGCACACCAACGCCGGCAUCCUGGGCAAGGUGGAGCCCACGGGCCACGCCGACUUCUACGUCAACGGCGGCUCCGUGCAGCCCUUCUGCACGGGCGGGGACAGGAACAUCCCGCUGUGCAGCCACCUGCUGGCGCCGGUGUACUUCUCCGAGACCAUCCUGGACGAAUCCUCCCACUGGGGGCGCUACUGCUCGUCCUACGGCCACUACGCGUGGGGCUACUGUGCGGCCGCGGAGCGGGACGCGGCGACGGACACCCUCGCGGGGGCCUUCAUGGGGGAGGGCGUGCACAGCUCGCUUCGAGGAACAUUUAUAGUGGAGACCGCAGCCAGCUAUCCUUUCGCACUCGGACCCCCUCAACCAAUUUCACCGCCCCCUCGACCCCAGCCACCCUCAGUUCCGCAGGAAACUUUUUUUGUCCUUUUGACUCGUCAGAAAAAAUAAAUUUCAUCAAAGCCACGUCCAUUAAAAGUGUUUAGUAGGGUGUUUGAAAGAAAAACGCAAGGGUACUUGAUUUAUCGACAAUUUAUCAUAUUCAUCCAUACAAAUAAAAUAUUCAUUCUUCAUAUCACUCACACAUUUGCUCAUCACAUGCAAAAAAAGGGGGGGAAUGGAAAUCAUGUAUAAAGUUGACAUAGAGGCACUAUUGAAACGAAAAGUUUAAAAAUUGAUCACAAAUGAAUAGCAUUCAACUGUCGAGUUUUCACAAAUUUUACCGGAUCUUGAUUUUGCUUUUUCAAUCUUUAG
Molecule: messenger RNA, 1913 nt
Organism: Thrips palmi
Lineage: Eukaryota; Metazoa; Arthropoda; Insecta; Thysanoptera; Thripidae
Product: pancreatic triacylglycerol lipase-like
Exons: 9
Coding region: 186-1610 (474 amino acids)
Molecular function (GO): lipase activity
Source: RefSeq, a predicted model, not a curated record